Gadus macrocephalus (Pacific cod) is the source of this 2836-nucleotide messenger RNA. Its product is annotated as leucine-rich repeat-containing protein 4C-like. Gene Ontology annotation, molecular function: cell-cell adhesion mediator activity. The coding region runs from base 866 to 2761 and encodes 631 amino acids. Gene Ontology annotation, cellular component: plasma membrane; glutamatergic synapse; postsynaptic density membrane. The record is from RefSeq and is a predicted model, not a curated record. NCBI's taxonomy places the organism in Eukaryota, Metazoa, Chordata, Actinopteri, Gadiformes, Gadidae. Gene Ontology annotation, biological process: modulation of chemical synaptic transmission; synaptic membrane adhesion; regulation of axonogenesis. The transcript has a single exon.
UAUCUGACGCUCCAGCAGAGCCCUGUCUCCCUCCCAGUUCCACCAGUGCCUCUCGGCUGCUGCCAGACCACUUUUUAGUUAAGACACAUUUAGAUUUGUUUCCACUGAUUGAAUCAGAAGCUCAGCAUCACUCGAGACCACAGCAGUUGGCAAAGAUGUAGGGUUUGGAAAAUGGCUGUCAUAACAUGCCUUUCAUCUAACUCUGGGGUCCUCCAAAAUAUCUUGUAUAGAACUCAGAGUCAGAGGAGCAGAGGACAGAUUAGAAGAAUACUGAAUCGAGCCGGACUUAGGAAGGGAUGAUGUUGUUGAUGUGGUGUCAGUGUGGGGGCCUGAGAGUGUCCGGCUUUGGUCACUUCAUCGGUCGUUUGUGUCCAACGAUAGUAAUAUAUAACCUAGUCUACAUAACAUAUUAAGGUCAUGUAUUCAUAAUUACAAAGAAUACCUGGUGUCACCUCUGCUUAAAGAAGUUUGACGUUGAUUUCUUAUGGAUCAGCAUCCUCAGCAUCCUCCUACGUUGAUCACACGAUAGAUCAUCUGAUUAAUCUCAGCGUAACCGUGUGUGUGGUCAGCCAUGCAAAUAGUUAAUCUAUUAACAGAAUGCUUGCAAUGUUCCACAGAUGGUGAGGAUUUACAUUUCAUCUGUGCCGUGGAUAUUCAUCUGCCUCUUAUUUUAAACCAUCUGAAGAAGUAUUGGCUCAAUGUAACCUUUUAACUAUUCAAAAAAGGAUGUUUUACAUAACGCAUGCUGUGAACACAUUUGAAAGCUGAAAUGAAAGCACUUCUUGACACUUUGUUUUUCCUUGUGUCUAAUGAUAUCUUCUUCUCCCUCUCAUUGCAGAGAAGAAAACCCGCAGAUGAACUAUGAAUGCUGAACACGAUGAUCUUCUCCUUCCAGUGCCAGACAAUGCGAGGGCGUAGGCUGAAGGGGGCGCUGUCCAACCCCCUCUUGGUGCUGCUGUUGGCGCUGCAGAUCCUGGUGGUGGCCGGGCUGGUCCGCGCUCAGACCUGCCCCUCCGUGUGCUCCUGCAGCAACCAGUUCAGCAAAGUCAUCUGCACGCGGCGCAACCUCCGAGACGUCCCCGAUGGCAUCUCCACCAACACCCGGUAUCUCAACCUGCAGGACAACCUCAUCCAGAUCAUCAAGGUGGACAGCUUCAAACACCUGCGCCAUCUGGAGAUCCUGCAGCUGAGCAAGAACCACAUCCGCAGCAUCGAGAUCGGGGCCUUCAACGGGCUGGCCAGCCUGAACACCCUGGAGCUCUUUGACAACCGGCUGACGGUCAUCCCCAACGGGGCCUUCGAGUACCUGUCCAAGCUGAAGGAGCUGUGGCUGCGGAACAACCCCAUCGAGAGCAUCCCGUCCUACGCCUUCAACCGCGUGCCCUCGCUGCGGCGGCUGGACCUGGGAGAGCUCAAACGUCUGUCCUAUAUCUCGGACGGGGCUUUCAAAGACUUGAGUAACCUGCGCUAUCUGAACCUGGGGAUGUGCAACCUCAAGGAGAUCCCCAACAUUCUACCCUUGGUCAGACUCGAAGAGUUGGAAAUGUCCGGCAAUCAACUCUCUAUCGUACAGCCCAGCGCGUUCACUGGGCUAGUGAACCUGCAGAAGCUGUGGAUGAUGCAUGCCCAGAUCCAAACCAUAGAGAGGAACUCCUUUGACGACCUCCAGUCUUUAGUCGAGCUCAACCUGGCCCACAACAACCUGACCCUGCUCCCCCACGACCUCUUCACCCCCCUGCAUCGCCUGGAGCGGGUCCACCUCCACCACAACCCCUGGAACUGCAACUGUGACAUAUUGUGGCUGAGCUGGUGGCUGAAGGAGACGGUCCCAGCCAACACCAGCUGCUGCGCCCGCUGCCACGCGCCGGCCAGCUACAAAGGCCGCUACAUCGGGGAGCUAGACCACAGCUACUUCCAGUGCGAUGUUCCAGUUAUCGUGGAGCGCCCCACUGACCUGAAUGUCACCGAGGGGAUGGGCGCCGAGCUGAAGUGCCGGACCAGCUCGCUGACGUCCAUCAGCUGGCAGACGCCCAACGGCUCGCUGGUCACCCACGGGGCGUACAAGGUGCGGCUGGCCGUGUUGAACGACGGCACGCUGAACUUUACCAGCGUCACCAUGCAGGACACCGGGACCUACACCUGCAUGGUGAGCAACACGGCGGGGAACAUCUCCGCCUCGGCCGUGCUCAACGUCACCUCGGUGGAGAACAGCGGGGUGACCUACUUCACCACGGUCACCGUGGAGACCAUGGAGUCCCCGGGGGACGAGAGCCAGACCCCGCUGCCGCCCUUCGGCUGGGUGUCGUCCUCCACCACCAGGGCCCCCCCGGUGUCCACGCGCACCACGGAGCGGACCUACACCAUCCCUGUGAUCGACCCCGACGGGGAAGGGCCGCUCAACGGGCUGGAUGAGGUGAUGAAGACCACCAAGAUCAUCAUCGGCUGCUUCGUGGCCAUCACGCUCAUGGCCGCCGUGCUGCUGGUCAUCUUCUACAAGAUGAGGAAGCAGCACAACCAGCAGGACCCCGAUGGCCCCGCCUCCUCCAUGGAGGUCAUCACCGUGGAGGAGGAGCUGGCCGGGGUGGCGGCGAUGGAGAGACACCUGUCGCUGCCCCCGCUGGAGCACUAUAACCACUACAACACCUACAAGAGCAGCUACCACCACCCCUCGGUGCUCAGCAGCCUCCACAGCUCCAACACACAGGAACCUUUACUGAUCCAGGCCUGCUCCAAAGACAAUGUUCAGGAGACGCAGAUCUGAGGCCGCUCCCGUCCCAACAGUUCCUAUCAGUGGUUUUAUAUUCGGAGUUCAACGGGCUAACUGGGGAGGAGAAAA